AUGAAAAAUAGUAAAGAAACAGCAGAACUUCUUAUUUCAAAUGGUGCAAAUAUCAAUGAAAAAGAUAAAAAUGGAAUGACCCCACUUCAUAAUGCAGCAUAUAAAAAUAGUAAAGAAACAGCCGAGCUUCUUAUUUUACAUGGUGCAAAUAUCAAUGAAAAAGAUAACGAUGGAAAAACAGCUCUUCAUUAUGCAGCAAUGAAAAAUAGUAAAGAAACAGCAGAACUUCUUAUUUUACAUGGUGCAGAUAUCAAUGAAAAAGAUGACGAUGGAAAAACAGCUCUUCAUUAUGCAGCAAUGAAACAUAGUAAAGAAACAGCAGAACUUCUUAUUUCAAAUGGUAUAAAUAUCAAUGAAAAAGAUAACGAUGGAAAAACAGCUCUUUAUAUUGCAGAAAUAAAUAAUCGUGAAGAAACAGCAGAACUUCUUAUUUCAUAUGGAGCACAUCAAUAA
Trichomonas vaginalis G3 is the source of this 453-nucleotide messenger RNA. RefSeq names its product cyclin-dependent kinase inhibitor 2C-related family. The record is from RefSeq and is a predicted model, not a curated record. Gene Ontology annotation, molecular function: protein binding. The transcript has a single exon. Lineage: Eukaryota; Parabasalia; Trichomonadida; Trichomonadidae. Gene Ontology annotation, cellular component: cytoplasm; nucleus. Bases 1 to 453 code for a protein of 150 amino acids.